UGCUGCUGUACUCUGUCAAGAACCGCCCUUACGAAAGGCUAAGAAGAAACUGUUGUCUCCCUGCGCUGCGCAUGGGCUGGGUCCUCUUUUUUUUUCCUUUUUAAUUCACAAGGUGAGUCAGAGUGUAGGGAAGCUCUUUUCUUCCUUUCUGUAGUGAUUCAGGCAGAGGAAGUUAUAAAAGCCACCUGAAACAAAUAAAGAAGGCACAACCAAAUCAUCCACGGCUACAAAUCCAAAAGAAAACCUUCCACCUCAGUGAAGACCUUUGAUCUGGAAGAAAGUAAGAUUGGAGCACCUUCCAAGGUGCAUAGCCGUGAAAUUCCAGGAAUGCCUCAGCACUGGCUAGCCAUCCUGGGCUGCCUUGCUAUCUCUUUUCUUCUCCCUGCAGCUGCUGGUACCCGAAAAAGAGAAGCCUGUGAUUGCAAUGGGAAAUCCAGGCAGUGCAUAUUCGACAUUGAGUUACUCAGAAGAACAGGAAAUGGAUACCGGUGCCUCAACUGCAUUGACAACACGGAGGGAAAUAACUGUGAGCGAUGCAAGGAAGGCUUCUAUCGCCAGCGUCAUCAAAAUGGCUGUGUGGCUUGUGGCUGCAACCCUACAGGUUCUACCAGUGUACAGUGUGAUAACCAUGGGCAGUGCCACUGCAAACCUGGAGUGACGGGCAACAAAUGUGACAGAUGCCAGGACAACUUCCAUUCCUUUUCAGAGGCAGGCUGCACAGCUGCUGGGCAAAAACAGAUUUCCUGGUGUAAUUGCAAUCCAGCUGGAAGUACAGGGAAGUGCCAUUCAGGACGCUGUGUCUGCAAGGCAGCAACUACAGGAGAUCAGUGUCAAAGUUGUAAGCAAGGCUAUUACUACCUCGAUGCAGGAAAUCCAGAGGGCUGCUCUCCAUGCUUCUGUUCUGGACACUCGACCAAAUGUUCUAGUGCAGAAAAUUAUAGUGUUCAUAAAAUCACUUCUACUUUCCAGCAAGAUGACGAUGGCUGGCAAGCUCAAGGAAGGGAAUCCCCUUUGCAGCUUCAGCGGUCUUCGCAUCAUAAGGAAAUUUAUGUAGCGGCAAGAAGUUCUAAUCCCAUCUAUUUUGUGGCUCCAGCCAAGUUCCUUGGAAACCAGCAACUCAGUUAUGGGCAGACACUGUCUUUUCAUUAUCGUGUGAACCGACCAGGACGUCACCCUUCUCAGCAAGAUGUAGUCUUGGAAGGAGCCGGAUUGAAAGUCACUGCUCCAUUUACGCCUAAUGGAAGGACGCUACCUUGUAGAAGUGGCAAGAUGUACACACUGAGGUUGGAUGAACACCCAAGUAGCAACUGGAGCCCUAGACUAAGUAGAGCUGAGUAUCACCGGUUAAUUGGAAACCUGACAGCUCUUCAGAUCAGAGCUACUUAUGGAGACAGCACAGGGUACCUCAGUAACGUCGUUUUAGUGUCAGCGCAGCCAACCCCUGGCACUCCAGCCCUGUGGGUGGAGGAGUGUGUAUGUCCAGCUGGGUACCAUGGCCAGUUCUGUGAGAAAUGUGCUCCAGGGUACAAGCGGGAAGAUUCUGCCCAACUUGGGGCUCUUGGCAACUGUGUGCUGUGCAAUUGCCAGGGAGGAGGACUUUGCGAUCCAGAAACAGGGGAUUGUUAUUCUGGCGAUGAGACCAUGAGGCCUGUGCAGGCUGCCUGCCCAAAUGGUUUUUACAGCUUCCCACGGAACCCACAGAAUUGCCAGCCAUGCCCAUGCCCAAGUGGCUUUGGCUGCUCAGUGCUCCCCAGUACAGAGGAAGUUGUUUGUAAUAAGUGCCUUCCCGGAACUGAAGGAACACGCUGUGAAGUGUGUACUUAUGGGUAUUUUGGAGAUCCUUUGGGUGAGAAAGGCCCAGCACGGCCCUGCCAGCCCUGCCAGUGUAAAGACACAGAUCCAAAUGCUUCCUGGAUUUGCAACCGUUUGACAGGGGAAUGCCAUUGCAAAGAGGGCUACUUUCGAAAUCCUUUAUCUCUCAACCCAGCAGAAAAAUGCCAAGCUUGCAAUUGCAAUUCAGUGGGCGCUGAGCCCUUGCGGUGUCAGAGUGACGGGAGCUGCAUCUGUAAGCCAGGAUUUGAAGGGCGAAGCUGUGAACACACCCGAUGCCCAGACUGCUACAAUCAAGUGAAGAAUCAGGUCGAUCAGUACCUCCAACAACUACGGGGACUUGAAAUGCUCCUCCAUCAGAUAGACAGUGGUGGAAAGCCAGAAGGUAAUGCAGAACUGGAAAGGAAGCUGCAAGAAGCUAAGGAGAUGCUCCAGCAAUUCCUGAGAGAAGCCCAAAGUUUACAAGCAUCUGACAGGGCCUUGGCAAGCCGCCUGUCCAAGAUGAAAGUUCAGGAAUUUAGCUACCAGAGUCGCUUGGAUGAGAUUGAUGAGACAACCAACAGGCUGCAGUCCUUGGGCGGUCGGUACCAGACCCAGGUGCAAGACGCCAGGAGGCUGGUUGAGAGAGCUCGCGUGGAUUUGGAACAAAGCCAGGGAAAGCUGGGAGGCAUGAUUAUUCCAUCUCCAGACAUCCCUGGAAGUUCAAACAGUUUUCUAAUCCUGGCCCAAGAAGCCAUGACAUUAGCAAAUAGGCACACACAGCUGGCCAACACCAUUGAGCAAGCGGCCAGGGCAGCAGAAGAUGCUUCUGAACAGGUGCUGGCCUUGCUGCAGUCCUCUGUGAAUGGGAGGGGCAGCCUGGCAAACUCCAUGCAAGGGCUCCAGAAAAAGUAUGGUGAGAUAAAGCUGCUGUCCACUGAUCUGGAGGCUGAUGCUGGCAGGUUGAUGGCUGAUGCUGACAAGACCUAUCAAGGCAGCCAGUUGCUCAUUGGCUUUCUAGCUCGUCUGCCAAAAGUUGACAUAGCUCUCUUUCAGGAGGAGGCCAAUCAGCUCCGGCAGAAGGCAGACUCUUUAACAAGCUUAGUGGACGUGUACAUGACACAGUACCAACGCCUGCAAAGCAACACCAGGAAUUGGGAGGCGGAGAUGAAGGAGCUCUUGCUAAAAGGAGAAAAUGAUAGACUGGCAUCUGUCCAACUGUUGUCUCGUGCUAAUGUUGCCAAGAGUAUGGCUGACCGGGCACUGAAUGCUGGCAAUGCUACCUUAGAUGAAGUUGAUAACAUCUUGAAGAAUCUGAGGGAGUUUGAUCUUGAAGUUGGUAACAAGCAACUGAAAGCCACCGAGGCCAUGCAAAGGCUUCCUGUCAUCAGCAACACAGUUGCUAGUGCCACUGAAAAGACAAGACGUGCAGAAUCAGCCCUGGGUGCUGCUGUAACAGAAGCAGAGGCAGCCCGGAGGAUGGCUGGAGAAGCAAAGGAGAUUGCUGGAGGCAUCAAUCAGGAGAUAGGAAGGCUGACCUUGGAAGCCAACAGGACAGCAGAUGGAGUGCUAGCUCUGGAGAGGGAAAUCAUGGCUCUGCGGAACGAGGCAAGAGAGACAGAUGCGAGGUUGCAAAGAAAGGCACUGGAGAUUGAUACGGAUGCUACUGCGGCUCAGGAAGUUGUGCAGAUGUCCCAGAGAGCCAAGGCAAAUGCUGGAAGGGCUGGUAGUUCUGCCCAAGAAGUUCUCAGUGCCCUAGAAGACAUUCUGCGCAUGAUGGAUCAACCAGAGGGUAUGGAUGAGGAAAGUGUGAACAUGCUGGAGGCAAAUCUCAGGAAGGCCAGAACAAGCAACAGCCAGUUGAAGGAACAGCUGCUACAGCUGGAGCAAACAGCUAGUCAGCAGAAACUUCGCAUCCAGACCCUGAAGAGGAGCAUCACGGAGAUCCUUGCAGAUAUCAAGAACCUGGAGGAAAUUCGGCAAAAUCUUCCUCCCAAGUGUUACAAUGUGCAACCCAUUGAAAGACCUUGAAAGCAUUCGGACUCAGGGCAGAGCAAACAGCCACGUACUGGCCAGAUUUCAGGGGGAAUAUCAGAGUUAAGCAAGGAGGCGAUAUAAGAGAUCAAACCCCUCCAAGGACUGGCUGCGUGAACAUCCUUUUCAAGUUGCUAAUUCCUUGUGGGUUGGGAUGCAAUACAGUAGUUAUAUUUUGGCCGUGUCCACAGUGGAAGCAGUAACGAGUGUCUCAUUACUGGGCCGCAGCAGGAAAAUAAGCAGGCUGCAUUUUUUUAAAAAAGGGGGGCGGGGGGGGCGCUACCUCAAUGCAUGAACUCUCUUCCAAACCAGGAGCCAACUGCUGAACCAGAGCAUUCUACUGUUUCCUCUGCCUGGCCAUCCUUUCUCCCAGGUUGAAUGAAUGGAACAAGGACUGGUGCUAUAUUGUUACAUUAAUCAUCCCAUUAUGAGGUAUUUAUCGCCAUGAAUGGCCCCUAACUUUUACUCUUCCCCUCAGGAUAUAGUGACUGAGGAUAAGAUCUAUUAGGGGCUCUAAAAGCAUAUUUAUCCUGCAGAUCUACAGUGGUUUAAUAGUCAUUUCCUCACCCCAGGGAUUUGAGACUCUCUGGAAAUGGGGUUGACAUGUAUAUAUGUAUGAUCAAACUACAGUUCCCAAUAUCUGGGGAAGGGGAAAUGGACAGCUAUUUAUAUAAAAGCAGUAGUUUAUAUAAAUCAACCUUCCUCUGUAGUGAUGAUUGAAUGUGUCUGGACUUCAUGUUUCUCUUGUUUUGCCACUGAAUAUGGGAUGGGUUAGGGUGCUGGCUGUCUUCCUGCUGUUUGGCUUCCUGUAUAGCCCAGCUAGCACAUAUAGAUCGCCAUGGUUUGAAAAGGUUAUUUCUAUAUUUUUUCAUUAUCUUACUCAUCCUGAAGACUUGCAGUGGGGAAAAACUAACAGGGAAGAGCAUUACUUCACUAUAUAAAUAAACUCAGUGGCUGAAGAACUGGAUUAAAGAAGGUUCUCUGUGAUGCAUAUGGCACCACACAUUAGGCUUCACAGGUAUUUUGUGCUCAGUUUUGUCCUGUUGUUUAUUACAUGCAGUGGUUCCAUGCUAACAAGCUGCAUCCGUUGAUUUCUAAAUAUGAUCUCUCAUGCAAUGUCAAAAAUCUGUCAUGUUAAUGGGAAAAAAGGAUGAUAAACAUGAAAAUCCUAUUUAAAGUUUUUGGGGAUGAGGACUAAACUGGUUUUCCAUAGCCUUGCAGAUUAGCAAGAGAUAAAGCAUUCCUUGUGUUUUGUCACAAGCAGAGGCGGUCAGCUGUGUCUGCACAUAAUGGCUCCUUACAAAAUUGCAAUGUGUAUGUUAUAUGCAAUCAAGUAACAUCUGACUUAUCAUCAGGCUAACAGGGCUUUCAAGAUAAGUGAGAUAUCUAAGGAGUGGUUUUACCCCAUUCCCAGUGAUUUUCCAUGGCUGAGCAGGGAUUCAAACUCAGGCCUCCUAUCAUUCUGCUAUUCCACACUGCUAUAUCCAGCAAUAAAGUGGGUCAAUCAACUAUGCUGCAACAAAUACAGCUAGUAC
Molecule: messenger RNA, 5378 nt
Organism: Pogona vitticeps (central bearded dragon)
Lineage: Eukaryota; Metazoa; Chordata; Lepidosauria; Squamata; Agamidae
Gene: LAMC2
Product: laminin subunit gamma 2
Biological process (GO): tissue development; animal organ morphogenesis; axon guidance
Cellular component (GO): basement membrane
Source: RefSeq, a predicted model, not a curated record